CACAGGGAAUCUCUACCGUACCUUCUCUGUCUCUUGGCAUCUGUUUCCUCUUCCUUCUCUGUGUUUUUGCCCUUAUUGUUCUCAGUUUCAAUCAAUCUCUCUGCAAAAUUUUCUUUCCAACGAUGAAGAACCGAGCUGGAAAAGACGAAGAACAGACUCGCUCGAAAUCGAAGUUCAUGAAGGCUAAUAAACACAAGAACAUGAAACGAUUGGGAGGGAAGGGCCCUUCGCCCCAGGCGUUUGCGAAUGCGAAAUCAACUACUGAUUACUAUAAUCCAGCUUUGAUAAAAAAGCAAAGAGAGUUCUAUAAGAAUGCUAAACAUGUCAACAAGUAUAAGAAGUUGGUAAAGCAUCAGAAUAAUCAGAAUGAGAGGCCAUCUAGCUCAUCUGUUGGACUUGUCGAGGGUGAAAAUGAAAUGAAAUUCGAGAAUAAGACGAAUGGAAGACGUGGGAACGAAAGGAAUAAAGGCGUACCUAGUCUCCAGGGACUGUAUGAGAGAAAGCAUCAAGAGAAAGAGAAAGCAAGAAUGGAGAAAGAAGCCAUUAUUGCUGCAAAAAAGGAAGAACGAGAAAGAGCUAAAGCUAGAAGAAACUCCACGAGGGAGAAAAUGUUCAAAAGGACACAAAAAGGGCAGCCAGUUAUGAAGUACCGAAUUGAGCAUCUUUUGGAGACCAUUGGCGCCUCAAUGAACCACUGAGGACUUUGUGAAACAAAAUUUUGUUCGCUUUAGUGUUUUUUAUGGCGUUCAUCAACGUGUAGGAGAGGGGAGACUCAAACUUUGGUCCUUGAUAUAAGGUAUAUGUCUUAACUAAUUGAGUUAUGCUUAGUUUAUCUAAAGUUAGGUGUUGAAACUCGACGAGUAUCUAAACUAGUUAGGUGGCAUUCAAUACUAUCCGUUAGAUUCUUUAGCAUUCUCGUAACCAAGAAUCUAAGUUUCAUAGGACAGGACAUGGUUUACUUCGAUUACCAAGUACUCCCUUUAUCAUGCAUAGAUAGAUCUACAUACACACAAACACAAAUUGUUCGAAUGUUCGAGAUGCAUCAAUCACGAGCAAGUUCCAAUAGAAUUGGAAUGGCAUGUUCGGGAUGAAAAAACUCAGCAUCUCAUCGACUAGCCAACAUUAUAAUAUCCACAUAACUCAAUUCAGCAUCACAAGACGGUUUUAUUCAAGAAGGAAUGGGUAAAUUCUAAAUGAAACCGAUCAUCCUCUAAGAUUAUCCAACAUAUUACAAUUCCAGUAUUAAAGAUCAUUCUCAAGCUGAAUCACAAACAAAGAUUUAUACCGUACAAGAAUCAAACUUGGAAGCUUCGGGACGAUUCGAUUGGAGUCGAAUCUCAAGGCAAACGACACAGUAUAUAAGCUCGGUGUGGUCGAGGCUGGCAUAUGACCAUGAGGGUGAGAGCUAUAACAAUAGCCAGCAGAAGUCCCAUAAGAUUCAAUCCAAAUCCAUCGGCAUCACCAGUUGAGCAACAAUGCUUCCCCAUCAGAUUUACAGAGCAAAAAAACCAGUUGCCUUCCCAAAUAAAAGCCUCAAAAUUGAGCCUCUUGAACCCUUUCCUCUGGUCAAUAUAAAGUGACUCAAGUCAAGUCUUUGUGCUCAAGUCUUUAUAAAGCUCUUUGAUUCUUCUCCCUGUACUUAAUGCGGCCGUUGGGUCGUUUUUGUUUGUUUAGAUUAGUGGAGGACAAAAAUGUAAAAAUGUCACAUUUUUUUCCGUCGG
Molecule: messenger RNA, 1721 nt
Organism: Cucurbita moschata (crookneck pumpkin)
Lineage: Eukaryota; Viridiplantae; Streptophyta; Magnoliopsida; Cucurbitales; Cucurbitaceae
Exons: 4
Coding region: 123-698 (191 amino acids)
Cellular component (GO): nucleus
Source: RefSeq, a predicted model, not a curated record